AUGUUCGUGCUGCCCGUGUCACCUCACUCGCCGAACUCAUUGGCCGUCCCAAUGGACAAGAUGCGACUCACCAAUCGAUACCUGGAGUGGCACUUUGGCGAAACACCUGUCCCCGUCGAGUCGAUGCUCGUUCACAUUGAGGGAGCCAAGGUGAUGGCGCGUCGUGCUGACCACGCCGUUGACCUAAUGCUCACCACUCAGCCAUUCUCCAUCGACAUAGACCUGCAGUCACUCGAUCAAACAUACAUCAACACUGUUGAAGUGCUCAACAGUGAUCAACAACCAACGGUUGUAGAUGUACGCAUAUCGCCACUGUGUCUGGACGUCAACGAGCACGACUUUGGAUUCGUUUGUGACAUUGCCGCACAACACUUCCGCUCGAUGGACGACAUGCCAAAGCUCAAACUGCGACGCGCCAACCCUUACCUGCUCGACCAUCUCCUGUCCUUGGCUGCACAAUCAACGUCACAAAAAAUCCUGGACAUCAAUGGAAUGCGGGUCAAUCUUCACAUUGACCAACUACUUCUGCAGCUACAUGGACAGGGCGCCUCACGCGACCCAUUCGCCGAUGUCAACCUCCACAACGUUGACAUUCACGUCGAUCUGCCCACGGUCGCGCGACUCAAACAGAUGCAUGUGGCAGGCGCAGUCAAGCAGUUGGAGGUGUAUGAUCGUCGUCAUCAGUUCAAUCACGACACCUCGUUCAAUGAGCGCAUGUUCUACAGCUAUCAAGACACCUCGAUGAUCGACUUCACAUAUCUCUCGUUCAAUACCAAGUCGCCAAUGUUCCCGCGCGAUACCCAAAAGCACUCCACACUGAUGAACUUCAACAUGCACAACCUGCACACAAUGGCCUACCCCGCAUUCCUACUGCGUGUCUGGGACUACGUAGUCGUGUCCUUCACAUCUGGUAUCGGUGGCUACAAGCUGGACAAGUACAAGCCUGUCGACACUGUUGAUCACGCCCAUGGCCGCAUCGAAGGAGAACCUGACAGUAGCAGCAUUGGUCGAAUGAAGAUGAUCGUGAACUUUGAUCAUCCCGUCAUUCAGAUGCUGCAAGACUACAACGCUGUGACUGAUCGCAAGCCGUAUGUGACGGCACGACCACGCUCUCUAUCGCUCACCAAUGACUUUGAGAAGUUGAGCGACAUUGAGGCACUCAUGCGCCAAUCAGAGUACUCAGAGACGAUGAAGGUCACCCUGCAGGACACUACAUUGCUGUUGCAUCAAUCAAACGACUCAGAGAUCGUAUGUGCAACAAACUAUGACAUCAACAUCAUCAUGGAGUCCAAACCCCUGAUCAACUAUGGAGAGAUCACAUCGAAUGCUUCGAACUCAUACGCACUCCACACCAACACAUUGCGACUCAAGGUUGAUGAGCGCCAGUUUGACGCAUUCUAUCGCUGUCUGAAUCACUCGAUUGAGUGUCAGUACCAACUGGAUCACGCCACCCAAUCAGUGUUCUUGCGUCCAAACCACAAGAUCGCCUCAACAGACAUGUUCAUCGACUUGCAGCAACAAUCUGUCAUCUUUGAUCUGUGUCCGCUGGGCUCAGACCAAGUGCACACAACUCUCACACUCAAUGACCUAAAGGUAGACACGGCAAUCCUGUUUGAGAAGGGAUUGAAUGUUGUAUCGACAAUAUCAAGCCUGCGCUUGGAUGACACUCUGAACGCUACAGCAUCUCCCGCACGCGUGCCAAUCAUGGACAUUCCCAACAUCCUUUCAUUCACCUACAAGACACACAACAAACGUUCGGAUGAUGGUUGGGACAGCGAGCUCGAGUGCAUCAUCAAUGGAGCCAGUAUAUCAUCAAUGCCAUUUGAUCAUUUGAUGCGAGUCAAGCGCGUCAUUGUGGACACCUACAAUAACAACCCAUUGGCUCAGCGACCAACCCUCGAGGUUCGCCCAGCACCUCGCAUGCGAAUGUCCACCAAGAUCAAGAACAAGACCAUCACGUUGUUCGACCCGUCACAUAUGGACCAGGACCGUGAUCAAGUCAAGAUCACCAUCCCCUUGCUAGAGCUGAGCAACAACUCUGUCAGACAAUCAUUCGCCGACAUCCCAGUAGAUCUCGAGCAAUGGACGUACAACAUCUCAUCACUCUCCUGUGUUUUGAGUCGUGGCGACACCUCCCUGAAGUUAUUGGACGGCCUCCAUAUGCUUGUGCGAUCCGACACAAUCAGAGACUACGACGACUUCCUGCGUUCGAUGGAGGAACUCGUAUUGUCCUCAUCAGACACCUCCACCAUCCCGCCAACAUCCACCACGGACAUCACACUGCCAGCACUCAAUCUCAGGCUGUCCAAGGAGAACUGUGCAUUCCUCAACCGCAUCUACACCAGCUAUCAGAGGUCUGUUGCCACUACCGAUGUUGUUGCGCCCCCACCGCGCAAGGUCGAGACGAAGAAGGGACACUUUGACGCCAUGUCAUCAAUUGUCACCCUUCAUCAAGACUCAUUCACUGUUGUACUGACCGAUGGCAAGCACGGUCUGGCCACGAUGGCGAUCAAGAACAUAGAAGCAACCCAACGUGUGUUCCGGGUUCCGCGACCAGAUGGAUCAACCACCUCCAUCACUGGCCAGUUGAAGUCAUUCAGACUCACAGACAAUCGACGCGAGAUGGUACAGUCCAAGUUCAAAAAGAUUGUCGAGACAUCAUCGCCCAUCCACUUCACCUUCAAGCCAGACCUUUACAGCGCAGACACAUUGUGGACGCAACAUCUCGAGCUCAAUCUGCAUGGCCUUACCAUCACUCCAUUGUUCAGCCUGUUCACAGACAUCCAGUCAUGCUUCAAGAUUGAAGAUGAGGCAGCUCUGGCCGUAGUACCAGCUUCAUCGUCCAAGCUCAAGUUCGAUGUCACUCUGCAAGCGGCCAAGAUUAUCCUGCCCCUGAACAUUGAGCAGGAGGACUGCAUGCAUGCCGACAUCGAGGAGUUGAUCAUCUCCAAUGCAUACUUGGACAAGCAGCACUACAUCACCGAUCAGACAUCGAUGAGGAUCAACAAGUUCUCACUGGUCACUCACAUCCAAGACGCAGGACAACUACUCAUCAGCUCAAAGAUCCUCGCCGACCUCAAUCUAGACAUCACCAACAAGGCUACCAAGGCGACAACGGUGAUUCAAGACCCAGUUCAACAACAAUCAGCAGGUACCAUCCCCGUCGCACUGUGCACAGUGUUGGACUUUGGCAACAUCCAUUUCAACUUCACGUGUCAAGAAUACUUGUUCAUGUACAAUGUGAUCAACGCCACACUCAAGCGAUACUAUGAGUAUGUGCAUGGACCUUAUGGCGCGCCCAUCGUGUUGUCCGAGUCUGAUGCUGAGCAUAGACGCAACACACUACCCGCGCAUAUUGAGAUGAAUGUUCAGUGCAGCAUCCAGAUGCUCAAGAUGACAAUGCACAGCCAGCACCACCCCUCAUCUGAGCUCAUGUUGAAGCGUAUGAUCAUUGGCGCCGACAUGUCACAACAGAAGAUGGUAGUGAGUGGCACCGCCAAGGACCUCGCUAUUCUAUGUGGCAGCGGCUUCAACAGUCUGUACAAUGAGGUUCUGUCCAAGGUUACAAAGAGCAAGCAGUUCUUCUCCUUCAAGUACAUAUCAUAUGCUCCACUGUGCCAGCCUGAGGGCUCUGACUGGGACGCCGAGUACUCAGUCGACCUGUCCUCCAUCGACGUAGUCUCGAUGAUUGGAAGCAUCAUGCGCGUCAAGGACUUUGUCAUGGAGCCCCUCUCCACCCCCAUCGUCGCCCCGCCCCACGCCCCAGUGCGCGGACGCCCUUCACGCAUGAAGCAGAUCGUCAACAUGGAGCCUUGGACUCUGCUAAUCCCUGCGACUGACACCAGCCACGACGCCGUCACCAUGAGCUUUGGCACAACCACACUCACAAACUUCUACCGCUUUGUGCUGGCCGGUCAGGACGCACAGCAACAGCAGCUUCACAACGUGGAGGUUCUUCACCUAGACAUCGCCAGUUUGGACCUGUUCACAAUACGAGAAGGCAAUCGUGUGACCAUUUCCAAUCACGCCACCUGCACUGUUGACAUUGAGCGACUGUAUACAAUUGACAACCGAGUGAUUGAGGACCAGCGAAUGUUGGUGCGCAUCCCAGCUCUCGAGCUCAUUCUCUGCGAGGAGGACUACCGCUUCCUCAACUUUGUGUUCACCAGCGAUUGGAUGAGAUUUUCCACCGACCAAAACAGGCGCCCGCCCAUUGCACCGCCCGUGCCCCGCAUGGUUGGCCACAAGCUGGUGUACGUAGCGCCCGAGUAUGACGAUCAGAUGCACACUUCCGAGAAUCAGUUCUCCUCGCCAGUUGGCUUCAUCGAUCUUGCCAAGGAUGACUCGAGACAAAUGACCAUGUUCUGCGAUAUUGGACACCUGUCGAUGGCCAUCAGCCAUUUGGACGCGAUGCUCGACCCCAUCGCCUCGCUAGAGAUUGGCCAGGUCAAUCUGAACUAUUACAUGUUCCGCAAUGGCAUAGUUCGCAUGGAGAUGACUGUGAAGCAAGUGCAGCUGGUUGAUGAGCGUCACUCCUCUGACUCUGUGUUCAAGGAGAUCUUGACUCGAAAGUACCACGCCAACUACGACGCCCCACACCUCUACGUCGAGUCCCUGAUCGACUCGCGCAAGAGCAGGAACUUUGUCACCAUCCAUUGCGACCACCCCAUGCUAUUCGUGUCGCCCGACUCCAUCUUGCCCAUUCUUGCCUUCUUCUCCUCUAUCCAGAAGCCGACCAAGUAUCAUCGUUUCUUGUUGGACCAAAAUCACAGUAACAGUCCAGCAUCGUCGUCAGCAUCGCCUCCUACCGUGCCCGGCAACUUCUUCCGUCUGUACCUCAAGGUAACCAAGCCCAAGAUGCUGCUUGUGGAGAAUGAGACACAGCAGAGCACUCGUGCUAUCGUCAUCAAGAUGCCAAUUGAGUUCCAUUACUCCCGAUCGCCCGAGAUGAACCAGACGAUGGAGAUGAAGGCGCCCAGGUGUCGUGUGUUCCGUAAUACCCCAUUCACAGACAAUGAGGGCACAUCGUCCACGCCCAUCACCAACAAGUUCUCAUUCGACUUCAUUCUGUUGCACUUCUCCGAGAAUGAUCAGCGCACGAUCAAGAUCACCUUCCAGCCACUCAACAUCUUCCUCUCGUACAAGGAGAUCCUGCUUAUCAAUCGAAUCGUCAACAACCUUACAGUCAAGGACAGCAAUGUGGCCGCGAACAACAGUAGUGGCAACCUGCAGCAACAAUACCAGCAGGCAGGCGGCUCGUCCACACCCAACUCACAGGUUGGAUCGCCCGUACCCGCGCCCCUCGCUGCCGACGACUUGUUCAUUGACCCUCUCCCGUUGGAGGAACCAGCGCAAGAGCCACCCUCUAUUUCAAGCACGAGCUCAGACAAGUCCAAGAGAUCAAACAGGAAGCGUGACGCCCCCAAGGGCCCAGUCAAGGGCAGGUCACUUCGCGCGCCAGUCCGGCCCGAGGACUCAUUCAAGUUGAUGCACAAGACUCGCGCCAAGCUUGACUUUGUUGGCCGUGUCAAUCUCACUCUGCUCGACGAGCUGCACGCAGUCACACUCCAGGACAUCCCAUUCCUGCAGCUGACCAUGGGCGACCUGUCCAGCGACUUCUGGGGCUGGGCCGACUACAGCUUCCUGCAAAUCAAGUGUCUGCUCAAGGUGGAGGUGUUCAAUUACAAGCACAUGGCAUUCGAUUCACUCGUGGAACAAUUCCCGCUGCAGAUCCACAUACUCCAGUCCGAGGACCCGCGUCUCAAGAUCAACGUGCGCACCUCAGACUUGGUCAACAUCAACAUCUCACAUCCAUUCAUUUCAUCGUUCGCACGAUUCUACGAGAACAUUCAGGUGACCAAUGAGAAGGAGUUGAAGGAGCGCAAGUCUGCCUCGCGAAAGUCGCUACACAUUGAUGCGCCACAGAACAACAACAACCUGCAACAAGGUGAUCCAGACGAAGGAUCGUCCAGCUCCACAUCCAGUCAUGACAAGCCACAGCUCAUGUCUCCACGAUCGACCAAGCCACUAUCCAUCCCAACCUCUCCAACACAUUCGCGAACCAAUUCAAUGUCAUCCAUUGGCUCCGUUGGCUCGCUAAUGGAUCUGGUCUCGCCGACCAAGACCAUCGAGACCGUACGAUGGAAGCGUCAGGAAGUGGCGCCCGCCGUCAUCGAGAAGCCAUCGCUCUCAUCGAUGAUCAUAGCGCACAGGAACCGCGACUCGAUGAAGUCCUCAGUGAUUGCAUCCAACAUCAACACCAAGCAACAUCGACGUCUAAUGUCCAGCUCGUCCAACGCGCAACAGUUGUUCAAUACAAUGUCGCAACACGUCAUUUGGAUUGUCAACCUCACAGGCAAGGACAUCAUGUACUACGUGGAGGAGCUUCAACUCCAACAACAGCCCAGCAAGCAAGAUCUGAUGCGCACUGGCAGUCGCCAUAACCUCAGUGCGUCCAGCUCAACCGUCUCCCUGCCCUCAAUCCCCGAGGACAAUGCGGGCAGUAGCAGCAGCAGCGGCAACAACUCAGGCAAGACAAACAGGAAAUCAGUGUCAUUGGCCAAUCGCCAGAUCCAUGUGCUCAAGAACAUGGAGAAGAGCCCACUUGAGCUCAACUCGGUACUGUUCAAGACGCGCGACUUCCGCACACUGGGCUCCCUCAACGCUCACAUUGCGCUCAAGUUCACCGACUCGGAGCAGGAUCAGUGGAUACACGGCGUGUCGAUCAACAUGAUGGGCGACAACUUCUACUUCAUCCCGCACGGCAACAAGACCAACAUCAUCGUGUGCGAGGUAGGCUGGAACGAGUCCAACGAGAACAAGAUCGCCACACUGCGCUCACCCGUCAUUGUCAAGAACUCAUGCACCAUCCCCGUCGAGCUACUGCUGGCCACGGAAGACAAUGAGGAACAUCACAUCUUUGGCCCGAUCGCUGUACACGAGAACUUCUACGUACCCGUCGAGUUCUUCAAUCACACCAGCAAACUGUCGAUGCGCCCAGCUGGCACGGACUUUGACUUUGACCUGGCACACGCGCUCGACCUUGUUGACUCGGCAUCCUGGCCAUCCGCCCACCUGUUCGCGCCAUUCAAGGAGAACAAAGCAGUGGGCACGAGCAGCCACCACUCAUACACCUCGCUACAGGGCAUCUUCCAUCGUUUCCACAUGGCCACGCUGAUACAGGCCGGCAUUCGCUGCGAGAAGACUGGUCUGAUCUCCACCACCCUCGUUGUGUGUCCACCCGUCAUCAUUGAGAAUGCUUUGUACUGCGACAUCAAUGUGCGUGUCCACAGCCACAGCGAACGCAAGCGUAAUAAGUCCGACUACAAGCGAUCAAUCGAACAGCAUCCCCCCGCUAUGAUCCAGGCGGGCAAGCAGAUCCCAUUCUACACGCACGCUGAGAAUGAUGUCGGAGUAACCAUAUCGUUGCGCGGCCUUGGCAAGGAGCAGUACUUCCACCUGCACUACAUGCUCGACACGACGCCACAUGUGUUUGACAAGUCGGAUGACAGCAACUUCACGCAGGAGGUCACGUACACGAUGCUCGAGACGGGAUACCCACUGGUGCUCAAGAUCGACCAUCGUUUCGAGGGCGGCUGCCACAUUGCCACUAUCUACGCAGCUAACACCAUCACCAAUCACACGAUGAUCCCAUUCGUCAUGCGUCCCACCGUGUCUGGUCCCAAGACCGUCCCUAUCCUCAUUCUCGAGUCCAAUGAGAAUGCCCUGAUGCUCUCGCAUGACAAGUUCACCCUGUCGCAUCCAUCGUUCCCCGACAUCAACUCGAGGGAGUUUGACAUCUUGCUAGGCAAGGAGGACAUCAUCGAGCUACAGCUGCAUGGCCACGACACGAUGCAGCUGCAAUUCAAGGUGUUUGUGUCCACGGGCAACAGCGUCUACUUCCGAACGCGUCGUGUCGACAUCUAUCCGCGCUUUUGCCUGGUCAACAAGAUCCCCGAGACCAUCUUCUACACCCAGUACUCAAAGGAUGUAAAUCGCAUGGCCAAGGAGCGCCACGUGCUGCGUCCCGACGAUCAGACGCCAUUCCACUGGUUCAACGGCUUUGACGAACAACAGAUCUCUAUCAAGCUCGAGGAGGACGAGUGGACAUGGUCAGGUGGCGUUCGCAUCGACACGGUCGGCACCAACUACCUCAAGCUAUUCAACUCCAAGGAUCGCACCAUUGAGCGAGCCAUCAAGGUCGAGGUCAUCGAUUCCAACGAGUCCACCAUGGUGGUGUUCUAUGCGAUUGAUCAUCAACUGCUACCCUUCCACAUCAAAAAUGAUACACAGCUCACCAUCUCAUUCGUGCAGCUCUGUCCACAGGCCAAGAAGUACAUCCUCAAGCCUGGCGAGAGCGCACACUACACAUGGGAUCAUCCCUGUCUCGACCAGAAGCUGGUUGUUUGGAUUGAGAGUUCAUCAACGCCCAUCGAGAUCAAUCUGAACAAGAUCAAAGCCUUCAAGCCUAUCAAGUACAAUAACCAGUUCAUAUUCCCCGUGUCACAGGCUGUGAAUGGUAUCACUCGUGAGCUCACUUUUUCACAUCAUCAUGAGGAAGAGAAGGUCCUUGAUAUGAUCGAAUUCGCAAUCGAGUUCUCAUUCGAAAGACUUGGAUUCUCAUUCAUCAAUGAUGUUCCAGAGGAGUUGAUCUAUAUCCUCUUGAAGGAUUGUUCAUUCUGGUACAGCGCAUCAAACAUCACUCACACUACCUGGAUCACAGUCGAUGACAUCCAAGUUGACAACCAAAAACCAGACACUGACUAUCCAGUCAUGCUCUGGUGUGAGAAGAAGCUUGAUGGCAAAUGUCUUCCAUUCCUCGAGUUCUCUGCGAUUAAGCUCAACAAGAAGAACUUUGACUACUAUGACUUGAUUGCCCUGUACAUGAACGAGUUGUACGUACAGAUUGAUGACAUUACAUUGAUCAAUCUCUACUCCUUCUAUUCCAAGCUACCAUUGGACAAGUUCUUCAGAUCCAACUCCAAGGCCAACGUCGAGCAACCAAGCAUGUUCUAUAUCAAAUGGUUGAUAUUUGCAGAGAUCAAGAUCUACCUGACAUUCAGUAUAUCCAGAGAUGGUAUCCUUAGCCACUACAAUCGUCUCCCAGCACUCAGACUAUUGGUCCCUUCACUUGGCAAGUCACUUGGACAGCUUGAGAAUGCACCACUCACAAUCAAUCAGCUUGGCAUCAAGAAUGUGUUCACGACUCAUGCUAGACUACAGGAACAGCUAUACGCACACUACUCGAAGCAGAUGAGGAGACAGGUUCACAUCAUUCUUGGAUCGUCCAGCAUCUUUGGCAGUCCCGUUGUGUUGUUCAACACAAUCAGCACUGGAAUGACAGAGGCCAUUGAGGAGCCCAUCAAGGGAUCAAUCCUACUGAUGAAGAGGAUACUCUACGCCGUGGCCAACAGCUAUGCCAAGCUGUUUGGUACCAUUUCCAACGGCUUUGCAGUCUGGUCCAUGGACGAGACGUACCUCAGGAGACGUGACGCUGAGGAGCGUAUCAAGGCAAAGCACAUUGGUCAAGGUAUCAUACUUGGCACCAAAGGUUUGGCCAUUGGUGUGUUUGAGGGCUUCACAGGUAUCAUCACGCAACCUGUAAUGGGUGCCAUGGAGGACGGCGCCAUUGGAUUCAUGAAGGGCGUUGGCAAGGGCAUUGCAGGUCUUGCAAUCAAGCCAUUCACUGGCAUGCUGGACUUUGCCGCAAGGACAUCAGAAGGCAUCAGGAACAACACCAACAUCAAUCCAGAGAAGUUCAGGAUACGUGUGCCGCGCUACCUCAAUCCACGUGAGCCCAUCCGCGAGUUUGUCGUCGAGGAGUGCGAAGGCAACUUCCUGCUUCGCCAGAACAGCGAGAGCAUCAUCCAACAACAGGGCGUCAAGAAGCUCGAGUACAAGUACCAUCUGUCGCUGCCCGAAUGCACGGUGCUGCUGACGUCCAUGUCGGUGAUCUGUCUGAACAAGAAGGGCACAUACCGCUGGUCGUUCCCAUUGACAGAGAUCUCGCGUAUCGGACAUCCCAAGUCAGGCAAGACCUACCUCAACAUCCAUCUCAAGCGCUACCUCAGAUUCGGCACGUUUAGCUCAAGCAAGAAGAAGGUAUCCAUACAAUGCUACAACGAAGCCGUACUUGUUCAGUUGGACAGCAAGAUCCGUUCAUGUCUCUUCAAGUCCUACGACAUUGACCUCGAUGCAGAGGCCAACGAAGAUGCCGCCAUGCUCACAAUCACUGACAAGAGUACCAAUCUCAAUAAAUAA
Messenger RNA from Acytostelium subglobosum LB1, 10260 nucleotides. RefSeq lists its product as hypothetical. NCBI's taxonomy places the organism in Eukaryota, Evosea, Eumycetozoa, Acytosteliales, Acytosteliaceae. The transcript is spliced from 5 exons. Gene Ontology annotation, cellular component: extrinsic component of membrane. The record is from RefSeq and is a predicted model, not a curated record. Gene Ontology annotation, biological process: protein retention in Golgi apparatus; protein targeting to vacuole. Bases 1 to 10260 code for a protein of 3419 amino acids.